AUGGCAUCCAAAAGCAACCCCAAUGUUCCCCAGAAGCAGCGCAGGGUCGCAAACCGAUCCAAGACCCAACGCAAGAACGCCGUCAAUCACAUCUCAAAGAAUGCAAGAGGUACAAGAACCAGUACUGUUCUACACCCUACAAGUGGGCCUUUAGCACCUGUAUCCGGAAAGAAAGCUCGCAAGUUACAGAAGGCGCAGAACUGUGCACGUCAAAGAGCGUUGGAGCAGGCAUUGAAAGAGGAAGCAGAAGUCAAGAUGACUGAUGCACCAACCGAGGGCGAGGGAAUGGAGAUCGAUAACGCCGCAUAA
Messenger RNA from Sclerotinia borealis F-4128, 309 nucleotides. The record is from the annotation of a GenBank genome assembly. Lineage: Eukaryota; Fungi; Ascomycota; Leotiomycetes; Helotiales; Sclerotiniaceae.